Durio zibethinus is the source of this 2027-nucleotide messenger RNA. Its product is annotated as PHD finger protein ING2-like. Gene Ontology annotation, cellular component: nucleus. The record is from RefSeq and is a predicted model, not a curated record. NCBI's taxonomy places the organism in Eukaryota, Viridiplantae, Streptophyta, Magnoliopsida, Malvales, Malvaceae.
AUAUUUCCCUUCGCCGAAUUUACCCGCCUCCACAACGGUCAAAAACCUUAUUUUUAUUUAUCCGUCUAAAACGACCUCGUUUACACCUCACGUUCUUCCUUAAUCCCAAUCCAAACCCUAGAAAAGGAAUUCGCAGGAUCACUCAAAUCAAAACCCUAAAACCCCCAAAUCCCCUGACCUAAAAUGGCAAUCGCAAGAACGGGCGUCUACGUCGACGAUUAUUUAGAGUACGCAAGCACAUUGCCAACCGAGAUUCAGAGACUCCUCAAUACGAUCCGAGAACUCGAUAACCGGACCCAAUCUAUGAUUAAUCAUACAAGGCAGCAAACUAAUUAUUGUUUAGAAUUGCCGGUGAAAAGAGGGAAUGGAAAUAGCUAUAUGAAUAACAGUCAUGAAGAUGAGGAGACCAUUGAGAAAAUGAGGAAGGAUAUAGAGGCAAGUCAAGAAAAUGUGUUGAGUUUGUGCACUGAGAAGGUUUUGUUGGCACGACAAGCUUAUGAUUUGAUAGAUAGCCAUGUAAAACGUCUUGACGAGGAUUUGACCUACUUUGCAGAAGAUCUAAAGCAAGAGGGAAAAAUUUCACCAGAUGAGCCUGCCAUUCUUCCUUCAUUACCUAUUGUUCCUAAGCUUGAGAAGCGCAAGUCCUUUUAUGGAACACCUCAAUCAAAGAGGCUGGAUUACAGGGAUAGAGAUUGGGAUCGAGAGUGUGAUAGGGAUUUCGAACUCAUGCCUCCUCCAGGAAGCCAUAAGAAAGAUUUUGCUACCCCUCUUGAUGUUGAUCAACCCAUUGAUCCAAAUGAACCUACUUAUUGUGUCUGCCAUCAGGUGUCAUUUGGAGAUAUGAUUGCCUGUGACAACGAAAAUUGCCAAGGAGGUGAAUGGUUCCAUUAUGCAUGUGUUGGGCUGACGCCAGAGACAAGAUUCAAGGGAAAGUGGUAUUGCCCAACGUGUAGACUGCUUCCACAAUGUCAAUAAUAACACAUAAAUGUAUUGCAUAAUUUGAAAUGCUUCAGUAAAUUGUUCAUUAUGCUGUUUCAGCACCAUUUUUCAGAAUUUAUGAAGUAGUGUGUGUAACUGUAAUUCAAUCAAUGGAGAUAGGUAUUGUUACAAAGCUGUGAACCUUUAGAUUCAUGAAGUAAAUGUAGAGAAAUCUAACUUUUGAUGGAUUGUAUAUGAUCAGAUGUUGCAAGAGCUUGAGCGUAUAGGUUUGAUACAAACAUGAAGCAUCUGAUUCAUUUAUAUAAUUGUUUACCUAACAGAAUAAAGAUCUCGACCUCUCUCAACUGCUGAGUUACAAGUUCCAUUAAAACCUGCUACUGUCUUGUUUUAGUUUCAGUGAUGGGUCAUCGGUUUCUUGUCUCAGAAGAAGAUAGUCAGUCAGGAACACCAAAAUUUAUAUGGGUUUCAUUUGAUAAUCAAAGACUCAAAAUUAGAAAUAAAAGAUUAAGGUAAACUAUUUUAUUUUAGGAUUAAGAUAUGUUGCAAAUCGUAGUGAAAACUUUAAUUUAUACUUACCUGAUUGAAAAGUAUAUAACACGCAUAAAUUCUUUCAAACGUUAUUAGGAAUUUCAUGACAACUAAUCUAAAUAUCAGUCAGUGAAUCUCAACGAAAACUUUGAUUGAAUUUACAAAUUAUUCAAAAAAAAUUGUGACAAAAAUGAAAAUAAACCUUAAAAGUAAAGUAUCUAAACCUUAGCAAUUCAACUAAUACUGUUAAACAAAAUUUGGAAAUUUUGAUUUAACAACGAAGUCAUAUAACCAAAUCAUUAAACAGAAAUGCUUAAGUUUUUAAAAGAAUUAAAAAUUGAAUUCUUCCGUCACUAACAUAUGUAAUGCAAAUGCAUGGUUAAAAGUGAGAACAGUCAUUCUCUUGACUCUUUGCUGAUGCCUGAUAGUACUAUCUAUUUAUAUUCCUCUUUUAAAUCUGUGAAGAAUCUAGCAAUAAGGGACACAAUAAUUAGAUACGAUAAUUCAUGUAUUUGUAUCAUGAUUUAUAUGAAAUUUAUCGUACAAAAUAUUAAAAUUAA